This is a messenger RNA of Punctularia strigosozonata HHB-11173 SS5, 666 nucleotides long. RefSeq lists its product as uncharacterized. NCBI's taxonomy places the organism in Eukaryota, Fungi, Basidiomycota, Agaricomycetes, Corticiales, Punctulariaceae. Bases 1 to 666 code for a protein of 221 amino acids. The record is from RefSeq and is a predicted model, not a curated record. The transcript is spliced from 5 exons.
AUGCUUCGCCUGCUCGCGCUCUUCAGUGUGCUCUCACAUGUUCUCCUCAAUGCACGUGCAUAUAUAGGGGACGGCUGUAGUGAGACGGUUCUGGUCACCGAAGCCGUGAAAGUCCACUCACACAUCGUGAACAUCACCAUCCCGAGCUGCGAUCACGGCCACGUCCCGUCCCCCGCGCCGGUCGACAUCCAGCACUCGGUCCUCGCGCGCCACCUUGGCUCGCGCCUGACAACCGCGCGGCGCUCUCUUGGACCCCUGGCGGAGCGUGACAGCGUCUCCGAAUGCGCGCACCCCAAUAUCUGCCAGUGCGGCCAGAGCUGCGCCGUGUCAUGCCAGACGUUCUCCACUGUCGAUCCCGCACCGACGACGUCCGACUGCGAGACCCUCGUACAAGUUCUACGUAACAUGCCUUCCCUCAUCGGCCCGACAUUCGUUCAAGGCACCGGCUUCCCGAACCCGAUCAUCAUCGACUUCAGCACCUGCCGCGCCGCACUCGGCAACACACGCGCGGACAAGGCCGAGAUCGAAUACUGCUGGGACGGGCUGGCCAACUCGGCGAGCGCGAUCGUGAGCGACUGUCUCGCGCCUGGGCUCACCCUCGGCGGGGAUUGCACCGCCAGCAGCGGGUCGUGGCAGUCAGGGAUCAGCGGGCUGUUGCGGUCCUGA